AUGCGACAAAACGAAAACUUAGUUGGAGAAAAAGUUAUUUUGGUUCCAUACAAACCUGAACAUGUACCUAUAUAUCACGAAUGGAUGCAAUCUUCUUUUCUUCAAGAAAUGACAGCAUCGGAACCAUUAACACUUGAGCAAGAAUAUGAAAUGCAAAGAACAUGGCACGUUGACAAAAACAAAUGUACAUUUAUAGUGUUGGUAAAACCAGAAAUAUCACAUGAAUUAACAAAUCAAGAAAUAAAAUCGGCAAAAAUGGUUGGUGAUGUUAAUUUAUUUUUUAAUGAUAUUGAAGACCCAAACGUUGCAGAAAUAGAAAUCAUGAUAGCGGAACGGUCACACCACAGAUCAGGUCUAGCUACGAAUGCAUUAUUGUUAAUGUUUAAUUAUGCAAUAAAUAUAUUAAAUGUAGCAAAGUUUACAGCAAAAAUUUCUACAAAAAAUCAAUCAUCAAUACAAUUAUUUACAAAGAAGUUCGAGUUUGUAGAAAUAGGGUUUUCCGAAGUUUUUCAAGAACAUUCAUUUGAACUAAAUGUUAAUGAAGAAACUAAAGAAAAGAUAAAGGAGGCAGUUAAAGGUAAAAUUGCUGAGAGAGUUUAUGAUGAGAUGUGA
This is a messenger RNA of Rhizophagus irregularis DAOM 181602=DAOM 197198, 612 nucleotides long. RefSeq lists its product as uncharacterized. The record is from RefSeq and is a predicted model, not a curated record. Lineage: Eukaryota; Fungi; Glomeromycota; Glomeromycetes; Glomerales; Glomeraceae. Gene Ontology annotation, molecular function: N-acetyltransferase activity.